Messenger RNA from Myiozetetes cayanensis, 2499 nucleotides. Its product is annotated as C-type lectin domain family 2 member L-like. The transcript is spliced from 5 exons. Lineage: Eukaryota; Metazoa; Chordata; Aves; Passeriformes; Tyrannidae. Bases 298 to 798 code for a protein of 166 amino acids. The record is from RefSeq and is a predicted model, not a curated record.
CCCUGCGGGCGGGGCUGUUCCCCUCUGCGGUCUCGGCGGCUGGAAAACCCCUGUGCUGGCAGCGAGAGAAGGCCCUGCCUUGGGAGCCGCUCGGGGACUCCUCGCCGCUCGCUGCAGCCUGCAGGGUUGGAUGUAAGGCAGGGCAGUGGCGGCUUGGUGUGUCCUUCCCACCUCCAAACGCCUGGAAGGGAGCGGGGAAGAAAAGGAAACCCUGAAAAGCUUUGGGAUAAGUUGGGGAUGUUUCACGGGAGAAAUCUGGAGCUGCAGAGCUGAAGACUUGUCCUGUUUCACUUAUCCAUGCCACGUUUAGGUCUAUUCUCCAAUAUCUGGUUCUGGCGAGCAGUGGCUGGAGUCCUUACUGCUGCUGUCAUUUUGGUUUCCUGUAUUCAGUUUGUAAACCUUUCCUCAGCCAAAGAUUUUCCUGCCUGCCCUUCCCUGGAAGUGUGCCCACCAGGCUGGCUGUAUUUCCAGAGGAAAUGCUACUACCUGUCGGAGAAAGAAGCCGACUGGAACUCCAGCCAGAGCCACUGCUCUGUGCACAACGCUUCCCUCCUGGUGAUCGGGAACCAGCAGGAACUGAGUUUUAUGAUGAAGAUAACAAAGCAAGACCCAUGGAUUGGACUCUACAAAAGAAACGAAGAGUUCUUUUGGGUAAAUGGAAAAGCAUUAGACAAUGAACUCAUUGAGGUAAAAGGCUCUGGAAACUGUGCCUAUCUUGAGUCAAAGGGAGCCUCAGCCUCUGGAUGUUAUUUAACCAGGAAAUGGGUCUGUAGCUUGACCAUUAACUCAGCACGAUGAAGGUGGAGGAAGCCGCCCCCUGACACUGUCACCUGUCUGUGAUGUGGUGUCUACACAGGCUGUGUCAAUGCUCUGGGGCCUGGGAAUGUGUCUCAGCUCCUGCCUGGAGGUGAAUGACUUUUCUGGUAGCCAGAAUUCUCCACCCAUGGAGGAAGCCUCUGGAUUUAAAGAUACCAUUUCAAAGGUUCGCUCCAGCACCUUGAUAAGUCAUUUCCUUGCCCCACUUUUCCAGCUACUGCCCAGCCUGUAGUUUCUUCUUCUUGUGUCAUCAGUAUUUCUUCCAUUAACCCUUCUUCUGGAGGAGCAGCUGCUGGGUUUAUGUCCUUUUUGGUGUGCAUCUGGAGGUUCUUGUUCUGCUUUUCCCUCUGUGUGCAGGGAUGAGGGGACAAAGUGGGACUGCCUGAAGGUCUGCCAGUGCCUCUCACAGACAGGGGACUGCAGGAAUAAGCACUGUUGUUUUAGACAGGAUCACAGCAGGUUUCCCUCUCCCAGUUCGAUGGGAAGCAUCCUGUGUGACUCUGCAUUGUAUUCAAUGUUUUGUUAACGUUAUUUCACGUUAGCCUUGUUAAAUCCCAGUGAUCAUGCUGAUUACCUGAGGAUCUGCUCUGAGGGGGGGUUAGAGAGUUUGAACUAUUACUUUUAAUAGCGAAGCUGCAGGCAUUAAUGUGUAAAGUUAGAAAUAGUUCUCAGUGGGAAGAGGCAAAAUCAAGAGAAGAGAAAAAGAGAAUUAACAGCGAAGGAAGUUUCUCUGUGGUUUCCUCGUGUCCUGUGCCAGGACAGAGUGUGAGGCUUCCAAACAAGUGGUGCAUUUCUGGUUGGAUAAUCAGUGUUUCCAGAGAAGGAAGAAUGGGAAGUUCACCUUCCUUAUUUUCUGUGGCAAUAGGACUUCACUGUAACAGUAUGGAUAUCGUCACCAACUUGUGACUUUAAGAUGUUUAUUAAUAUAUAAUCACUAAUUUUGCUGAACUGCACUUUUUUAAUUGCUUGUAUUCUUUAUAGGCACAGUAACAGGACUCUACAGUGUGAAAAGCCUAAUAAUCUGUGUAUUAACUUAUAUGUUGUGUUGGGAGGGUGUUAUUCUGCAAUGGUUUUAAAUUAACCUGGCUCUGAGGGAUAUGGUAUGUGCAAUAGUCUUGAAAAGAUAAUAAAUAGAUGUGCUAGAGGCACUGAGUCAGACUGCUCAUAGCAUUUUUGUACUCUAGACCUAGAAAUAGUGUUUAUCCAUUCAAUACCUAAGUAAUGCAAUUACUGAGUGCACUCACAGGCAUUAAUUUCACCACCUCAUCAUACCUUCCAGGCAGAAACUGUGGUUCCACGUGAAAGGAUUUGCAAUGUAAAGGGACAAAAUAGAGGUGGAGAGGCAGGUUAUCCUCUUUAUUUCUUUGCUCUAUGAAGUUGUCUUAAAAUCUAAGCCCCUUCCCUAGGUGAGAAUUUGCUUUCAGGUUCCAAGGUUCAGCAUCAGAAGAAGAUGGGAGCAAUCAGCUUAUUAACCACAAGUGCUGCAAGUCACUUCGUGUUUGGUCUGCUAUCUGCACAAAGCAGCUGGGUAGCAGCUCUCGAUAAGGUACUGUCCAGUAAAUGUAUUUUUUCCAGCCCUUAACUGGCUUCUGUGAGCCCAGUUUGGCUCUAAGGAAAACAAAAACAAAAAAAACCAAACACAACAAAACAAAACAAACUUCAGAAAAUACUGAAAUGCUGAAA